AACAAUUUGCUGAGAGUCAUCAAUUAUGCAGGGAAGUCGCGCGCGCCGCGGAAGGAGGGAGAGAUAGCAGCAACAAUAUGGCGACAGCCGCAGUUACUCCCGACUUUUCCUCCGCAUCUGCAGUUCACUGACACCACGCCGGAUUUCUGUUAAUGCCAGAAAAAAGCUGACCAUCUGGGAUGAAAAAAAAAUAAAAGGGAAAUAGCUGCAGGAUGAAAACAUGGCUGCACCCCUUCUUGCACCCCCAGGACCUGACAGCUUCAAGAAAUUUACCUCAGAGUCACUUGCUAACAUUGAGAAGCGCAUCAAUGAAGAGAAGAACAAGAAACCACCAAAACCCAGAUCAGACAGUAGUCACCGUGACACAUCUGAUGACAAUGAACCCAAGCCCAACAGUGACUUGGAGGCUGGGAAGAGCCUGCCGUUCAUCUAUGGAGAUAUUCCUGAUGGAAUGGUGGCCACGCCACUGGAGGAUUUGGAUCCAUUCUAUUUGAAUAAGAAAACAUUUAUAGUCCUAAACAAAGGAAAAACAAUCUUCCGCUUCAGUGCCACACCUUCCUUGUACAUCAUAAGCCCUUUUAAUUUAGUUAGGCGAAUAGCCAUUAAGAUUUUGAUACAUUCGUUAUUCAGCAUGGUCAUCAUGUGUACGAUUUUGACCAACUGUAUAUUCAUGACUUUUAGUGACCCCCCAGAAUGGUCCAAACAAGUAGAGUAUACCUUCACGGGUAUCUAUACAUUUGAGUCACUCACAAAAAUUGUUGCCCGAGGCUUUGCUAUAGAUGAUUUCACUUUUCUCAGAGACCCUUGGAACUGGCUUGAUUUCAUGGUCAUCUCAAUGGCAUAUAUUACAGAGUUUGUGGACCUUGGGAAUGUCUCUGCGCUGAGAACGUUCAGGGUUCUUCGAGCUUUGAAAACUAUUUCUGUCAUUCCAGGUCUGAAGACCAUUGUGGGCGCUCUGAUCCAGUCUGUGAAGAAGCUGUCAGAUGUGAUGAUCCUGACUGUCUUCUGUCUCAGUGUGUUUGCUCUGAUUGGACUCCAGCUCUUCAUGGGGAACUUAAGACACAAGUGUGUCUUCUGGCCAAUCAACAUGACUGACCAAUACCUUCCAAAUGGCAGCAGGGGUUUUGAUUUUGGCGAGUACAUCAUGAAUGACAGUAAUUUCUACUUCCUUCAUGGCAGUCCUGAUGCUCUACUAUGUGGAAACAGUUCUGACUCAGGGCGGUGUCCAGAGGGCUUUACAUGUAUGAAAGCUGGAAGGAACCCCAACUAUGGCUAUACCAGUUUUGACAGCUUUGGAUGGGCUUUUCUCACCCUUUUUCGGCUCAUGACCCAAGACUUCUGGGAGAAUCUUUACAUGCUGACUCUUCGAGCUGCAGGAAAGACCUACAUGAUCUUCUUCGUGCUGGUCAUUUUUGUGGGCUCUUUCUAUCUGGUGAACCUUAUCUUGGCUGUGGUGGCCAUGGCUUAUGAGGAGCAGAAUCAGGCCACCAUGGAGGAGGCAGAGCAGAAAGAGGCUGAAUUCAAGGCCAUGCUGGAGCAGCUUAAGAAGCAGCAGGAGGAGACUCAGGCUGCUGCUAUGGCAACGUCUGCAGGUACAGUGUCAGAGGCCGCAUUAGAGGAUGAAGGAGGGGGGCACUUGUCUCGCAGCUCUUCUGAAGUCUCCAAGCUCAGUUCCAAGAGUGCUAAAGAGCGACGUAAUCGCAAGAAGAAAUGGCGUCAGAAAGAGCAAGAGAAAGAAAAGGGAGACAGUGAAAAGGUCGUCAAGUCUGAGUCUGAUGAUGGCAGUAAGAGAAGCACUAUUCGUUUUCCAGGUACCCGGCUGGGGAGGAAAACAUCCAUUAUGAACCAGUCACUUCUCAGCAUCCCGGGAUCACCCUUCAUGUCACGUCACAACAGUCGCAGCAGCAUCUUCAGCUUCAAAGGCCGCUCCAAGGACAUGGGAUCUGAGAAUGAGUUUGCUGAUGAUGAACACAGUACAGUAGAGGAGAGUGAAGACCGAAGGGGAUCUCUUUUUAUUCCUUACCGCCGCAAUAGCUACAGUGGCUACAGCCAAGGUUCAUCACGCAUCCAUCCACUGGCACCCCACUCUGGAGGGAAGAGGAACAGCACAGUCGACUGCAAUGGCGUGGUGUCUCUCAUCGGUCCUGGGCCUGGCAGACGGCUUCUGCCUGAGGUGAAAAUAGAUAAGGCAGCCACUGAUGACAGUACUACAGAUGUAGAGAUGAAGAAGAAGCACUCUGGUUCUCUCAUGGUGUCUGUGGAUCAGCUCAACUCCUCCUUCAAAGGGAAGGACCAUGCUAACAGUCAGAUGAGUGUAGUAACCAACACACUGAUAGAGGAGUUGGAGGAGUCUCAGAGGAAAUGUCCUCCCUGUUGGUACAAGUUUGCAAACAUAUUCCUCAUCUGGGAGUGUUGUCCACUCUGGCUAAAGAUCAAGCACAUAGUCUACCUGAUUGUCAUGGACCCAUUUGUCGAUCUGGCCAUCACCAUCUGUAUUGUUCUCAACACUCUCUUCAUGGCUAUGGAGCACUACCCGAUGACUGACCAUUUUGAGGGUGUGCUGUCUGUUGGUAACCUGGUUUUCACAGGUAUCUUUGCUGGAGAGAUGUUUGCCAAAUUGAUUGCCAUGGAUCCUUACUACUACUUCCAGGAGGGUUGGAACUGCUUUGAUGUCAUAGUGACUCUGAGUUUGGUUGAGCUGGGUCUGUCUGAUGUGGAAGGACUGUCAGUACUCAGGUCAUUCCGACUGUUACGAGUGUUCAAACUGGCCAAAUCAUGGCCAACCCUCAACAUGCUGAUCAAGAUCAUCGGUAAUCAGGGGAGCUCUGGUAACCUGACCCUGGUGCGCAUCAUGUUCAUAUUUGCUGUGGUGGGCAUGCAGCUGUUUGGCAAAAGCUACAAGGACUGUGUGUGUAAGAUCGCAGCAGAUACGUGUAUGCUGCCCCGCUGGCACAUGAAUGACUUCUUCCACUCAUUCCUGAUUGUGUUCCGAGUUUUGUGUGGGGAGUGGAUUGAAACGAUGUGGGACUGUAUGGAGGUGGCAGGACAGUCCAUGUGCCUUAUUGUCUUCAUGAUGGUCAUGGUCAUUGGAAACUUGGUGGUACUGAACCUGUUUUUGGCUUUGCUGCUGAGCUCAUUCAGUGCUGACAACCUUGCUGCCACAGAUGAUGAUGGUGAGCCCAACAACCUCCAGCUUGCUGUUGCUCGGAUUAAGCGUGGUAUUGCUUGGUUCAAGGCCCACAUGCAAAUAUUUGUAGCUACAGUGCUGAAGGGGGUAUAAUAAACUAUAUUUGCAUCAGCCAUAGAAGAUGAACAGAAACCCCUGGAUGACAUGUAUGACAAGAAGCUCAACUGCAUUGCAAACCACACUGUAGUAGACAUCAAUCGUGAACUGGACUAUGGAAAAAUGGCAACGGCACCCACCAGUGGUAUAGGCAGCAGUGGAAAGUAUAUGAUUGAUGAGGACUACAUGUCCUUCAUCCACAACCCCAACCUCACUGUCUGCGUUCCCAUUGCUGUUGGUGAAUCUGACUUUGAAAAUCUCAACACUGAAGACUUCAGCAGUGAGUCAGAUGUGGAGAACAGCAAAGAUCUGGAUGACACCAGUUCAUCUGAAGGCAGUACAAUUGACAUCAAACCGGAUGUGGAGGAGGUUGCGGUGGUGGAGGUGGUGGAGGAGUACAUCGACCCAGAACCCUGUUGGACAGAUGAAUGUGUGGCCAAGUACAAGUGCUGUGACGUUCCCAUCACUCAUGGCUGGGGGAAGCACUGGUGGUUUUUAAGAAAGACCUGCUACUUGAUUGUAGAACACAACUGGUUUGAAACCCUCAUCAUCUUCAUGAUCCUCCUGAGCAGUGGAGCUCUGGCCUUUGAAGAUGUGUACAUUGAACAGAGGAAGACGGUUCGUGUCAUUCUGGAGUAUGCAGAUCGGGUUUUCACCUAUAUCUUCAUCCUGGAGAUGUUGCUGAAAUGGGUGGCCUAUGGCUUUGUCAAAUACUUCACUAAUGCCUGGUGCUGGUUAGACUUCUUCAUCGUCGAUGUGUCUAUAGUCAGCCUUAUAGCUAAUGCGUUGGGCUUCUCCGAUCUAGGCCCCAUUAAAUCACUCAGGACACUGAGGGCCUUGAGACCCCUCAGGGCCCUGUCACGUUUUGAAGGGAUGAGGGUGGUGGUGAAUGCCUUGGUUGGUGCAAUUCCCUCCAUCAUGAAUGUGCUGCUGGUGUGUCUCAUCUUUUGGCUCAUCUUUAGCAUCAUGGGUGUCAACCUGUUUGCUGGAAAGUACUACUACUGCUUUAACGAAACAGCUGAGGAGUACUUCCCUCCUAACGUGGUCAACAACAGAUCUGAGUGCUUCGCACUGAUUGAGGCAAAUGUCAGUGGGGUCAGGUGGAAGAAUGUCAAGAUCAACUUUGACAAUGUGGGUGCAGGAUACCUCGCACUCUUGCAAGUGGCCACAUUCAAAGGCUGGAUGGAUAUCAUGUACGCAGCAAUAGAUUCCAGAAAGGUGGAGCUACAGCCAAUCUAUGAAGACAACUUAUACAUGUACAUCUACUUUGUCAUCUUCAUUAUCUUCGGCUCAUUCUUUACCUUAAAUCUAUUCAUUGGUGUCAUCAUCGAUAACUUCAACCAGCAGAAGAAAAAGUUUGGAGGUCAGGAUAUCUUCAUGACAGAAGAGCAGAAGAAAUACUACAAUGCCAUGAAAAAGCUCGGGUCAAAGAAGCCACAAAAACCAAUACCCAGGCCUCAGAACAAAAUCCAGGGUAUGGUGUUUGACUUUGUGACGCAGCAGGUCUUCGAUAUCUCCAUCAUGAUCCUCAUCUGCCUGAACAUGGUCACUAUGAUGGUGGAAACAGAUGAUCAGUCUCAGGAAACAGAAGAUGUACUCUACUGGGUCAACUUCAUCUUCAUUGUGGUUUUCACGGGAGAGUUUCUGCUGAAGCUCUUUUCCCUACGGCACUAUUACUUCACCAAUGGUUGGAACAUCUUUGAUGUGGUUGUGGUCAUCCUUUCAAUUGUGGGAAUGUUCUUGGCUGACCUGAUCGAGAAGUACUUUGUGUCCCCAACCCUCUUCAGAGUGAUUCGUCUGGCCCGUAUUGGCAGAAUCCUGCGUCUUAUUAAAGGAGCAAAAGGAAUUAGAACUCUGCUGUUUGCCCUAAUGAUGUCUCUUCCUGCGUUGUUCAACAUUGGCCUGUUACUUUUCCUGGUUAUGUUCAUUUUCUCCAUCUUUGGCAUGUCUAACUUUGGCUAUGUAAAGCACGGAGCCGGAAUUGAUGACUUGUACAACUUUGAGACCUUUGGCAACAGCAUGAUCAUCCUAUUCAUGAUCACCACAUCAGCUGGCUGGGAUGGCCUGUUGCUGCCCAUUCUUAACUACCCUCCAGAUUGUGAACUCACAUUCGAGAAUCCUGGCACUCCAGUAACAGGAGAUUGUGGAAACCCCUCUGUGGGCAUUUUCUUUUUUGUUAUGUACAUCAUCAUAUCAUUCCUUAUUGUGGUCAACAUGUACAUUGCCAUCAUCUUGGAGAACUUCAGCGUGGCCACAGAGGAGAGCGCUGACCCACUCAGUGAGGAUGACUUUGAAACCUUUUAUGAGAUUUGGGAGAAGUUUGACCCUGAUGCCUCCCAGUUUAUCACCUAUGCCAAGCUUUCAGACUUUGCUGAUGCACUUGAACAUCCACUCCGUGUUCCUAAGCCCAACACCAUUGAACUGAUUGCCAUGGACAUGCCUAUGGUGAGUGGAGACCGCAUCCACUGCCUCGAUAUCCUCUUUGCCUUCACUAAACGUGUGCUGGGCGACAGUGGCGAGUUGGACAUGUUGAGGCAACAAAUGGAGGAGCGUUUUGUGGCAGCCAAUCCCUCCAAGGUGUCUUACGAACCAAUAACCACCACUCUGAGGCGCAAGCAAGAGGAUGUGUCUGCCAGAAUCAUUCAAAGAGCCUACCGUUCCUACUUGACGAGGCGGGGUUUUGUCUGUACACACAAACCGGUCAAUAACAAAGUGGAGAAUGGUGGGACCAAUCAGGAGCAGGAAAAGAAGGAGAGCACCCCCUCAACUGCCUCUCUCCCCUCUUAUGACAGUGUAACCAAACCUGACAAAGAGAAGCAGGAUGAUGACCACGGAGGGAAAAAAGAGAAAGGACGAAACCAAAAAGACAUCAGGGAAUCUAAAUGUUAGUGUUGGAGUAAUAUUCAUAGUAAUAACAACAAAAUUAUAAUAAUGUAACUUCAAGCAAAGUGACAGGAAACUCACUCACACAGAUGUACAGAUUAUUUCAUUUGCAAGUCAGAAAAAUUUCAAUAAUUUUGUUUACGGACUUCAUUCUUAUAUUGAUGCAAAGGAAAACAGCUUUGCCUGUUACAGCUUUGAUGACUCUUGAACUUCAGUAAAACCAAACGUAAUCAGCAUACUGUGUGACACUACAUCUAGUGACCUUAAUAAAAUGGAAUGAGCAACAGACACCUCACCAAGGAAAUGUCUGUAUCUGCUGAAGUCCAGGAAAUCUACAACAAAAGGCAGAAUGGAAGAAAACAAAGAAAAAUAAACAGGACAAGAAUACAGUGUCUGAAAGCAAGUAAUGGAUUCCUAUGGAAGACUUUUGAGAGGGAAAAUUGAGGAUAAUGCUUGAUGCUGACAAAUCAUCAUCCUCAAAACAGUUAAAUAACUGGAACUGUCAUGAGUUCUGAAAUAUAUAGAGGAACAAAAUGACAGAAUCCCUAAGGAUGACAGGUGACUGAAGGACACUAAUGACAGAGAGCACUGGAAGUGUUUUUUUUUAAUUAAUGCUAAAAAGUAUUAUUUUGAGCAACAACAAUGCAAACACAUGUAACAGAACAAUAUUUAACAUUUUGCCCAUGUCACAUAACUCUUCUACUCAUUUGAUCUUUGUUGUACCAACAUCA
Messenger RNA from Thalassophryne amazonica, 6897 nucleotides. Its product is annotated as sodium channel protein type 8 subunit alpha-like. Gene Ontology annotation, cellular component: plasma membrane; voltage-gated sodium channel complex; axon. Gene Ontology annotation, biological process: sodium ion transmembrane transport; neuronal action potential; membrane depolarization during action potential. The record is from RefSeq and is a predicted model, not a curated record. Gene Ontology annotation, molecular function: voltage-gated sodium channel activity; calcium ion binding. NCBI's taxonomy places the organism in Eukaryota, Metazoa, Chordata, Actinopteri, Batrachoidiformes, Batrachoididae.